UCGCGGUGAAAAAUUUACGCGUUAAAAUAUUAGCUUAGAGCACGGCGACGUUCCCCGGUAUCUCUUGCGCGCGGCGCGAAAAAAUCUUCUAGCUCUGUAACGGAGGGGUUACGACGGCGUUUGCAGGUCGUUUACCCAACGUCGGGUAAUAUGAGUAUAAAGGGACGCCCGGGUCGUGGCAGUCGACUAUUUCGUUAAAAUACCUCGCGAUGCAACCGCGAACAUUCUGCUUUAUUGCCAUUUUUAUUGGCUACGCGGUGUUCGUGUAUCCCGCCCUCGCCACGCCGGUCGCGGUCACCGAGGCAGCCAUAUCGGAGGAACAAAAAGUUCUCGUCGAUUGCCAAAACUCGGAUUACAGGACCUAUAUAAAAUGCCUGCGAAGACACAAGAGGCAACACUCGCUGCACGGGGAGUUCGAUCAUACCUGUUGGGACUCGUGUAUAAAGAAAUGCCAGACAGACUUUACGUCGGAACCAUGUGACAAGAAAUGUAAUCACUGUUUGAAGAAAACGAGGCAUAAGGUUCAAGUAAUCACAGAAUAUGAAAAUGAAUGCGUCCAUGGGAAUUGCAGCGUACCUAAAAAUGGCGAUCAUUUAGGAACCACUAAUAUUACUACGAAGAUUGAUAUUCAUAACGUUAUUAACAAUAACGCAAGUGGAAUAGGUGGAACAAGUAGUUCAAUGUGCUGUCCUACAUGUAAUCCACCAAUUCCAUGCGGUUCACAACCGCAACCCCCGCAACAUCCGCAACAACCGUGUCCUCCACACAUAUGUCAUCCGCCACAGGCACAGCCACAGCCACAGCUACCUUUUCAGUUAUCGUUGGUACCGCAGCUAUCUUUGGGACUAGGUCUUUCAUUAGGUACUGGAUGUCAAUGGCCUUUCCAAUGGCCUUGCUACGGCCAAAAUUGGACGAAACCAGUAGGACCAAUUGACUGCUCGGGUUGUACACAAGGAUUGUACAGUUCUUUUAGAUGUGACGUGUCUUGUUACGCGACACAGGGUGUGCAAACUUCUAAUUCCAAGCCUUGUGUGAGUCCAUAUUGUGUGGGUGGUAUCCAUUGAUAAUAAGUAUCAAAAAAAUUGCGAGACUAUAAGAUUUAUAUGAACUAAAACAGAAUCCGAAAUAUAUUUACGUUAAUUUGUCGUUUCUGCUCUCGAAUGUAGAUAUUAUAAUAAAAUUGUUCUAUAAAUAUUAUAUGAAUUAAUUUAGCCUAUAAAAAGAAAAUAUCUGCUGUUAUAUGGUAAUAAAACUGUUAUGUUUAACUUAUGUUAAAUUAGAUUACUGGUAACUUGUAUCGUAAUUAUUUCUAGAGGAAGUAAAAUAUUUGUAUGAAAGUGAGAUGACUUAACAACAGUGUAACAGGCGUUUUUAAAAUUAAUAGUGUUACCAUAAUAUGUCGCGUUAGUCUUACAAAAUUGUUAACAAAUUUAUAAUAUAUAAUUGAUAAGCAUAAGAAUACAUUUUUAAAAGAAUAGAUGCUUACAUUUUGAUAUUUAUAAGAACUGUAAUAUUUUACAAGAAUUUAUUAAUACUUGAUAAAAAUAUACUACACUAUAAAAUAUUGAGAAAUAUUUAAAAAAAAAAAGAUACAUGUGCAGCUGUUACCUUCAUCGUAUCACGAUACUCUGCGCCUACGGAUACAACCUGUUCAACUCGUAUGUAAAUGAUUGCAUAUCACAGAGAGCAUACAAAAUACUUUC
Frieseomelitta varia is the source of this 1703-nucleotide messenger RNA. RefSeq lists its product as uncharacterized. The transcript has 5 exons. The coding region runs from base 210 to 1064 and encodes 284 amino acids. The record is from RefSeq and is a predicted model, not a curated record. NCBI's taxonomy places the organism in Eukaryota, Metazoa, Arthropoda, Insecta, Hymenoptera, Apidae.